UUUAUUUUUUCAACCCAAAGUCUCUCUAAUUGGGGCGGACCUGGUGUAGGAGGAUUAAGCAAAACUUGUUUGCUGCUUUCAUCUCUCUCAAUUCUGAGGUCCAAAACGAUUUCAAUUCUACGUUGCAAAAAAUGGCCACUCUCUUCACAAAAUCGGCACCGGCAGUGACAAGAAGCGGUGACGGCGUGUAUGUGGCGGCCGUGCCAUUAAGAGCAACAAAAGGCCCUGCCCAACUGCUUGCUUCUGCAGCUUACUCUUUCAACAUCUGGGAUUUCCAGCAUUUCAUGGUUAUCAUCGCACCACCCUCCUCCCCAUCUUCUCACUCUCAGGCAUUAGUUUUUGAUUUUCAACCUAAGGAUCCGGAAGAUAUACAAGUGGCACUGGCUGCUCUUUCUGGAAAACCAGUUCCAGGAGUUGUUCGUGAGAGGAAGUUAUCAAGGCUGCCAAGGAACAAAUGUUCAUAUGUCGGACACUCAAAUGCGAGUGUAGUAGAAGUAGCACGUAAAUUCAACGAAACUUGGGAUACUAAUUUGAGGAUUGGUCAUCAUGACUGCAGAGACUAUACAAAUGGCUUGGUUGAGGUUCUGCUUGGUGAAGAAAAUGUAUUGGAGCGGCUAAGGCAGAAUUCAUUAAACAUUUAAUUCAUGAAUCUAUGAGUUCAAUGUCAGUUGGUGUACUCAGGAUUGUUGCUUUUCUGGGACAAUAUGUAACGUUAUCACUCCUCUGAAUUUGCAAAUUCUUCUAAUAGUAAAAAUAGUAACAGAAUUUUUUUCUC
Molecule: messenger RNA, 775 nt
Organism: Cucumis melo (muskmelon)
Lineage: Eukaryota; Viridiplantae; Streptophyta; Magnoliopsida; Cucurbitales; Cucurbitaceae
Exons: 4
Coding region: 132-641 (169 amino acids)
Source: RefSeq, a predicted model, not a curated record